Molecule: messenger RNA, 1536 nt
Organism: Magallana angulata
Lineage: Eukaryota; Metazoa; Mollusca; Bivalvia; Ostreida; Ostreidae
Product: matrilin-2-like
Exons: 7
Coding region: 1-1536 (511 amino acids)
Source: RefSeq, a predicted model, not a curated record
AUGACCUUCCGUAAGAGCGGUUUCUAUGUAGGAGUUGUACAAUUCGCUGGUAGCGCUCUUGUGCGCCUUGACCUUCAUAAAGGUUCACGAAAGAAGGCCAUAAUGUCUGCAGUGUCUGGUAUUAGACGCUCUGGUUCUGACCCAAUGCCAAUGGAAGCUUUGCAGAAAACACGUCUUAGAAUCUUUGGACGAGCUGGAGAUCGCAAAGAUGUACCCAAUAUUGUUAUCUUUAUAACAAAGAGCAUGCGCAAAGAGUCGGAAAUAAUGAGAGAGGCUGGAAAACUCAAACUUAAAGGAACCAGUAUCAUAGGAAUAGGAAUGGACCUCUCUGAUAAAAAGUUCUUAGAGACGGCUGUUUCUCCUCCAAUGGUGGCUAACGCCUCAGAUCCACAAUUAGGAUUCCAUCUGGACAGUUUCUUCACAAAGAAGGACAUCAACAAUGCUAUUUCCGCCAUGCAGUAUCGUUAUGGCAGUACGAAUACCGCUGCAGGAUUGAAGAUGGUCCGACAAGAGAUAUUUAACAUCCGAAAUGGCGAUAGAUCUAAUGUACCCAAUACAGUAAUCAUGAUCACGGACGGUAACUCUUACGUCAACAGCAUCGAUACAAUACCCGAAGGUAUUCGACUGAGGGAGGCCGGUGUUCACAUCUUUGUUAUUGUCAUCAAUUUCGCAGGCGAUAUGUACCGACAGGAAAUGGAUGACAUUGCCUCCCAGCCCCCGGAUCAAAACGUCUUCUGGGUCAACAGCUUCUCGGAACUUCCAGAAGUCGGAAGUGCAGUUUUACAACAAAUUAUCCUCACCGGAUACGGUAUGAAUAAGGACAUUUGCGACACCAACGAAAUGAAAUGUAAACAUGGUUGCCGAUGUGUAGCCGCAGCAGUCACUGGUUCCUUCCGGUGUGAGUGUAUUCAAGGAUUUACCGGCGAAAUUUGCGAGAUCGCAUGUCCUAGCAGGUUUGAUGUUGCGUUUGUCAUCGAUUCCUCUGUAAGUGUUGGGCCACACAACUUUGGACUCAUCCGAAACUUCUCCAGCUCUGUCAUUGAAAAGCUGUACCAAAUCUCUAGAAACAACAAAUUUGCCAUAAUUACCUUCAACUCAGAAGCCAAUGUUGCUUUCAGUUUAGGACGUAACUCAGACUUAAAUGGCCUCAAAGGUGCGAUAGCAGGCGUGAGAUACAAGCCAGGGGGCACCAACACUGCACUGGCGCUGAGGACCGCUCAUGGUCUUUUACAAAACGACUAUGGAGCCAGGCGAUCGGCGCAGGACGUGGUCAUUCUGGUCACAGAUGAGGCGUCCAACAUAGACGCCCAGGAGACGCUUCCAGCAGCCAAGGAGUUGAAGGACGCCGGGACCCACGUGAUAGCUAUUGGAAUGGACCUGGAUACCGCCGGACGGGCCGCGGCCCAAGAGGUAAAGGACAUUGCCUCUUCCGACGAUCGUGCCAUGAAUAAACUCAACAGUUACAGUGCGUUAAAGGGAAUCGAAAGUGACGUCAUUAACCAAAUGUGCGAGUUUGGUAGAAAUGGUAGAAAAUAG